Thunnus maccoyii (southern bluefin tuna) is the source of this 3069-nucleotide messenger RNA. RefSeq names its product tweety homolog 2, like (gene ttyh2l). The record is from RefSeq and is a predicted model, not a curated record. Gene Ontology annotation, molecular function: volume-sensitive chloride channel activity; intracellularly calcium-gated chloride channel activity. Gene Ontology annotation, cellular component: plasma membrane. The coding region runs from base 225 to 1829 and encodes 534 amino acids. Lineage: Eukaryota; Metazoa; Chordata; Actinopteri; Scombriformes; Scombridae. The transcript is spliced from 14 exons.
UAUGGGAGCCGGAGUGAUAAAUAACAAUGGUGAACCUUGCUCUGAAGGUUUAAUGGCAAAAGAAGAACUUCCUCUUUAAUAUUCUACGUUCAUUGAUUAAUACCACAACUAAGGUCGCGUUUAUUUUAUUUUAUUUUACUUAUCGCAAAACCUGGGAUUAUUAAAGUGUCAAGGUCUCAAAGGGAAUCGUGCCGUCAGUGGUUCGCUGGACUUUUCAAGCAGGGAUGGCCACUGCAAGGCUUGAUUACGUUGCUCCGUGGUGGACAUACUGGCUGCACAAUUUCCCUCAUUUCAAUUUCUUUUUCCAGACGGGCGACAACACUUUUAGACCGGAGGAGGCGAGCUAUCAGCAGUCUCUGAUCUUUCUAGCAUGUAUUGGUGCAGUGGGUCUGGGUCUGAGCCUGCUGGUUCUGGCAGUUUACCUGGUCUGCUUGUGUUGCUGUCGCAAGGACGUGGAUGAUGACGCCAAACGACCUGAUACCUGCUGUGUAACCUGGGCUGCCGUCAUCACAGGUCUCAUCAUAUGUUCUGCUGUAGGAGUUGGUUUCUAUGGAAACAGUGAGACCAACGAUGGGGUGUACCAGCUGACCUACUCACUCUACAAUGCCAAUCGCACAUUGGGUGGCAUCAACAAUCUGGUUGCAGGAUCUUUGGGUAAUGUGGAAACUGGUCUCAAACAGCACCUGCAACGGCUGGAUGAGAUCUUUGCGGCAAGGUCCGACUACCUCCAAGCCCUGCGCUUCAUGCAGCUGAUGAUCAACAACGUCAUCCGAGAGAUGACUGCUCUGCCGGACAUCAACAAAGCCAAUGUUGACUUGGCGGCCAUUGCUGAUCAAACAGCCUUCAUUGAGUAUUGCAGAUGGCUGACCUAUCUGCUAUUGCUGAUUCUGGAUCUGGUCAUCUGCUUGGCCAUGUGCUUGGGAAUGGCCAAGCAGUCUCGAUGGCUGAUUAUCAUGAUCAUCGCUUUUGUAGUGCUGUCUCUGAUCCUGAGCUGGGCCUCACUGGGAGCAGGCACUGCUACAGCUGUGGGCACCAGUGACUUCUGUGUGUCUCCAGACAAGUUUAUUGUUAACCAAACCAAGGAUUUCCUCAGUGCAGAUGUUGCACACUAUUAUUUGUUCUGCAGUCCGAAUCUACCAAACCCCUUCCAACAGUCUUUGACAAUCUGCCAGCGUUCUCUGACCACCAUGCAAAUCCAGAUCCAGGGUUUGAUGCAAUUCUCGGUGCCCCUGUUUCCCACUGCUGAGAGAGACCUUUUGGGGAUCCAGCGACUGUUGAACUCCACUGAGUUCAGUCUACACCAGCUAACAGCUUUGCUCGACUGCCGCGGGAUACAUAAGGACUACCUGGAUGCCCUAAUGGGUGUGUGCUAUGAUGGGGUGGAAGGGCUCCUCUACCUCUCUUUGUUUUCUCUGCUGGCUGCCUGCGCACUCUCUGCCAUGUUGUGUGCGAUUUUCCGAGUAUGGACACUAAUGGGCAGCAGGGAUAAAGAGUAUGAUGACAUAGAUGAAGAAGACCCGUUCAACCCCCAGGCGCGACGGAUAUCCUACAACCCCAGAAGGUCCAACAUCCACAGUUUCUGUAGCUAUACCAGCAGCCUCGGCAGCCAGGCCAGCCUUCAUCCACCUCCACAAUCUGCUUCUAAUGUCAUGCCGCCUCCUGAAUACAUGAAUCAGUCCAUGCUGUUUGGAGGGAGCCCUCGAUAUGAGAACGUGCCACUGAUAGGAAGAGGAUCCCCACCUCCCUCGUAUACGCCCAGUAUGAGGACCGCCUAUCUAUCUAUGACUGAUGCCCAGAUCAGACACUUUGGGGCUGACCUCCAGGUGUAGCCUGCUACGUACUGAAUCCUUUUCAGAAAAGCGCUGUCUGAGACUCUGGGUUCUUACCAAGAAGGCUGUCUUCAUGGCAUAAUCCUGUUUACAGGGGCUACAGUAUGCCAUCCCAGUCUGAAACAUGAUAGCAGGCCAUAUGAGGCAAUUACCUCAGUAACACACCAAUGCAGUGCUCUCAAAAGCCCUGCGUGCAGUUCUGAACAGAGAGGCCCUAUACAGGUUGAUCUAACACUGUUGUUGAUGUCAUGAUUUAUGGCUCCAUACAUCAUCAUCUGCAAUGUCCAAUGUAAGCAUGUAUGUGAGCCAAAUCAAGUCUUUGAACUGAUUGGAUCAAAAAAUGUUUUGUUUUUUUUGUCUGUGUGUGUUUGUUUGAUUUUGCUUUUUCCUAUAUUCUGGUGGUCUGCAUGGAUAUGAUCAUCAACAUGGUCAGUACUUUGAUGUUAAGUGCGAUGGCUGAAUAUGACUAAUACACACUCCUUCCAUCAUGGUAUUUUGAUUUUUGCAAUAUCCCUACUCUUUGGAGGUAAUUUUAUUUCUUGAUAUUUUAGGCCUUCAUGUAAUUUUUAAUGGUGCCAUAUGAAAUAAAACACCAUAUUUUUGACUUUUGAAAACAAUGGAUCAUUGUAAAGAGGUCAUUGACAGAUAACAUAGUUUUUUGUUGUGAACAGCCAAAGAUGAUACUCAGUUGAUAUGUGUGGUUAAUUUUAUUUCUCUGUUUCUAGAUGUGUAACUGUCACUGGUUUAAGCAUCUCUUUUUUGUUGUAAUACAUGUGUUGCAUUGUAUGACCUGCUUAUCAGGGAUGAGUGGAAUAGUCAUAGCUGAGGAGUUGAUUGUUUUGAUACAUUUGGAGACUGUAUAGCAGCUGCAUGUGGAAUAUUACCCUGGACUGAAUAAGCAUAACAGAGUGGAUUUUAAUUCACAUCCAGGGGUUUAUAACUGAGCUGUGACACAACCUCAGCAACAAUAACCUUCAAGACAGAACUGGUAAUAUUUUUUUUGUUUACUGUGUUGUAGUGGUAUUCCACUCUGAAAUAACUGAUUACAUACACAACCCAGUGCCAUUAGAUACUGUCAGCUGGUAAAACAUGAAUGGAAUAUGAAGAAAUUAGUAGUGUGUUUGCAUCGACCCACAGUAUCCUGUGGGUAAGAAAAUGUACUCUUCAGUGUUGGAGAAAUAGGCUGUAUGCUGUUUUCUAUGCUGGAUGAUGUAUCAAACUAAACUGAUGUAUGACCAUA